Molecule: messenger RNA, 336 nt
Organism: Protomyces lactucae-debilis
Lineage: Eukaryota; Fungi; Ascomycota; Taphrinomycetes; Taphrinales; Protomycetaceae
Exons: 1
Coding region: 1-336 (111 amino acids)
Source: RefSeq, a predicted model, not a curated record
AUGUGCAUCAGCUUGUCAUCGUCUGGCGCGCUGAGUGAACGUCCCGAAGGCGCAAGUUACAGAAGUUCAGGGCUUGCGAUUUCAAGGUGGACAGAAGCACUACGACUAAGGUACCAAGAUCAUGGGCUUGUGACGUCCUGUGCCUAUCAAGGAGCCAUUGAAAGCAUACCUGAUGCGCGCCGGCGUACGCUGCCGCACGAGGCACAGCUUGCAGAAAAUACUCUUGUAUGGCUAGCAGCACAAAGACAGGAAAGGAUGGAUGGAAAAUAUGUAAGCUGUUCCUGGGAUAUGGAAGAGUUUCUUGUAAAGCGAGAUGAUAUCGUUGAAAAAAAUUAA